AAAUGGGAGCUCAAAAUUCGAAGCGAAAAGAUCUAAAAAAUAUUAACGAUGAGGAUUAUGCACAUUUUAUGGAAAAACUCAAAAAACACACAGAUGGAAAGGACAAAAUGACGCGAGACCAGUUUGUGGCAAUGUUCAUACCGAUUCUGGGUGAAUAUUCAUCACAAUUCUACUUUCGUUUGGUAAAAAACGAGCCGCAGGGCGUUUUGCUCGCUAAAACAAUCCUAAAAUGUAUUGAUACUGGACUGGGACAUUUCGAUCAGCUCGCCGAUAUGCUCAGAUUCUGUUUUGGAGAUCAAAAAGAUCAGAUAAUGCGAAAUGUUGUGAAAAUCUUCUGUGAAGGAAACAAAUUCACCCGAGAGGAUCAGGUCCGUCUCUACGAUUAUUUCGAAACAGAAAAUACAAAACCAGUGAGCGAACUGGAAAGCUUUUUCUCAAUGUGCCCACUGUUCGCCUAUUGUGCUUCGUUCAUUUUCCAACGACUUUUGGAUAAAACUGGAGACUCGAAAAUGCCAAUUCUCUCGGACAAGACUCAUUUAAUGGGAAAUAUCGAUCAAUUAGUGCUCAACUCGCACCUUCCAUUCGAUCGACGCAAAAAUUGGACACUUUUAUAUUCAAACAUGAAACACGGGCAAAGUUUCUCACAAUUGGUUAAAUGUAUUAAUGGAGAAGGUCCUUGUAUGAUUGUGAUCAGAUCAAUGAAAGGACGACGAUUUGGGUUUUUCGCCUCGCAAGGUUUUCUCGCGGGACCCCAAUACCGUGGCACGGCCGAGUGUUUCCUCUUCCAGCUGGCUCCGAAAAUUGCAACUUUUGAUGCGACCGGGCGGACUGAGAAUUACGUGUACCUAAACUACCAGCAACAGCAACAUCCGAAUGGAUUGGGAAUUGGUGGAACCGAAUCCGUAUGGCCGUUGUUUAUCCACGAGGAGUUUGGCGGUGGAACGUGCCAAAAGAAUUCCAGUUCGUUUGAGCCUUGCCACAUUGCCGAAGAGGACGAGUUCAAGAUCAAAACAAUCGAGGCUUGGCGCCCGGGCGACAAACCACAGAAAUCAUUCGAAGAGCAAAUCUUGCUCGAGGAACGAUCGCCGGAAAAAUCGAUAAUCGACAAGGAUCCGGAGGCUCGUGCGGUGCUCGAGUUGGCCGGAAAAUCGAUGCAUUCGGAAGCGUAUCGUGAUCCGGCUCCCCUGCUCGAUGGUGAAUAGGCUCCGGAACCUCUAAUCCCCAAUUGCCACUUUCUCAGUCUUCUUUGAUCCUUUACAUCACCUGUAAUUCCACUUUCAUCAGUUUUUGUAUCUCCUGUGCUAUUUAAACGCUGCAAGACCCAUGUGCGCCUUUAAAUGAUCACUAUAUCUUUGAAUUCAUAAUACUUUUCCGCCGCCCGUCCCCAUGUCCUGCCGCCGUGAGCUAAACAAUGGUUGUUAAUAUUUCGACAAUUUUACAUGUAAAUUUUCACAUCCAUACGUUUCUGCAAUUUUUCAAUCAAAAAUUCUAGAAAUUUUCAAAUAAAAAUGAAUUUUCGAUU
Caenorhabditis elegans is the source of this 1522-nucleotide messenger RNA. RefSeq names its product MTOR-associated protein MEAK7 (gene eak-7). The coding region runs from base 3 to 1202 and encodes 399 amino acids. The record is from RefSeq and is marked reviewed. Gene Ontology annotation, cellular component: cytoplasm; lysosome; membrane. NCBI's taxonomy places the organism in Eukaryota, Metazoa, Nematoda, Chromadorea, Rhabditida, Rhabditidae. The transcript is spliced from 6 exons.